GGCAGGUGUCAGCGGCGUCUGCAUUCGGCGGCGAUGGAGCGGCCCCGGGGAGCUGCGGACGGCCUUUUGCGCUGGCCCCUCGGCCUCCUCCUGCUCCUGCAGCUGCUGCCGCCGGCCGCCGUCGGCCAGGACCGGCUGGACGCGCCGCCGCCUCCCGCUCCUCCUCUGCUGCGCUGGGCCGGUCCGGUCGGGGUGAGCUGGGGGCUGCGCGCCGCCGCGCCUGGGGGCCCCGUCCCCCGCGCUGGCCGUUGGCGCCGCAGCGCGCCCGCCGAGGACGAGGACUGCGGCCGCCUCCCGGACUUCAUCGCCAAGCUGACCAAUAAUACGCACCAGCAUGUCUUUGAUGACCUCAGUGGCUCAGUGUCCUUGUCCUGGGUUGGAGACAGCACUGGGGUUAUUCUCGUCCUGACUACUUUCCAAGUGCCACUGGUAAUUGUGAGUUUUGGACAGUCCAAGUUAUAUCGAAGUGAGGAUUAUGGGAAGAACUUUAAGGAUAUUACAAAUCUCAUCAAUAACACCUUCAUUCGGACGGAGUUUGGCAUGGCUAUUGGUCCUGAGAACUCUGGAAAGGUGAUAUUAACAGCAGAGGUGUCUGGGGGAAGCCGAGGAGGAAGAGUGUUCAGGUCAUCAGACUUUGCCAAGAACUUUGUGCAGACAGAUCUCCCCUUUCAUCCUCUGACUCAGAUGAUGUACAGCCCUCAGAAUUCUGAUUACCUGUUAGCUCUCAGCACUGAAAAUGGCCUGUGGGUGUCCAAGAAUUUUGGGGAAAAAUGGGAAGAAAUCCAUAAAGCAGUAUGUUUGGCCAAAUGGGGACCAAACAACAUCAUCUUCUUUACCACCCAUGUGAAUGGCUCCUGCAAAGCUGAUCUUGGUGCCCUGGAAUUAUGGAGAACAUCCGACUUAGGGAAAACCUUCAAAACCAUUGGUGUGAAAAUCUACUCAUUUGGUCUUGGGGGCCGUUUCCUCUUUGCCUCUGUGAUGGCUGAUAAGGAUACAACAAGAAGGAUCCACGUGUCAACAGACCAAGGAGACACAUGGAGCAUAGCACAGCUUCCUUCUGUGGGGCAGGAACAAUUCUAUUCUAUUCUGGCAGCCAAUGAGGACAUGGUAUUCAUGCAUGUAGAUGAACCUGGAGAUACUGGGUUUGGCACAAUCUUUACCUCUGAUGACCGAGGCAUUGUCUACUCCAAGUCUCUGGACAGACAUCUCUAUACCACCACAGGCGGGGAGACCGACUUUACCAACGUGACUUCCCUCCGUGGGGUCUAUAUAACGAGCACGCUCUCAGAAGAUAACUCCAUUCAGAGCAUGAUCACUUUUGACCAGGGAGGACGGUGGGAGCACCUGCGGAAGCCGGAGAACAGCAAAUGCGAUGCCACCGCAAAGAACAAGAAUGAGUGCAGCCUUCAUAUCCAUGCUUCUUAUAGCAUCUCCCAGAAGCUAAACGUUCCGAUGGCCCCACUCUCUGAGCCCAAUGCCGUGGGCAUUGUCAUCGCUCACGGUAGUGUGGGAGACGCCAUCUCGGUGAUGGUCCCAGACGUGUACAUCUCAGAUGAUGGGGGUUACUCCUGGGCAAAGAUGCUAGAGGGACCGCAUUACUAUACCAUCCUGGAUUCUGGAGGCAUCAUCGUGGCCAUUGAGCACAGCAACCGUCCUAUCAAUGUGAUUAAGUUCUCCACAGAUGAAGGCCAGUGCUGGCAGAGCCAUGCGUUCACACAGGAGCCCAUCUACUUCACCGGGCUUGCUUCCGAGCCUGGAGCCAGGUCCAUGAACAUCAGCAUCUGGGGAUUCACAGAGUCUUUCAUUACCCGCCAGUGGGUCUCCUACACAAUUGAUUUCAAAGACAUCCUUGAGCGGAAUUGUGAAGAGGAUGACUACACCACAUGGCUGGCACAUUCCACAGACCCCGGAGAUUACAAAGAUGGCUGCAUUUUGGGCUAUAAAGAACAGUUCCUACGGCUACGGAAGUCAUCCGUCUGUCAGAAUGGUCGAGACUAUGUUGUGGCCAAGCAGCCAUCCAUCUGUCCGUGCUCCCUGGAGGACUUCCUCUGUGACUUUGGCUACUUCCGUCCAGAGAAUGCCUCAGAGUGUGUGGAGCAGCCAGAACUGAAGGGGCAUGAGUUAGAGUUCUGUCUGUAUGGCAAGGAGGAGCACCUGACAACGAAUGGGUACCGAAAAAUCCCAGGAGACAGAUGCCAAGGAGGGAUGAAUCCAACCCGAGAAGUAAAAGACUUGAAAAAGAAAUGCACAAGUGACUUAUUGAACCCCAAGAAGCAGGACUCCCGCCCACAGGGACACAGCUUGUCCCAGAAUCCAGCUCCGCCUCCUCUUGGAUACACUGAAAACACACACUUCCCAUCUCCUACCCAGAAGCAGAAUUCCAAGUCGAAUUCUGUCCCUAUUAUCCUGGCCAUCGUGGGACUGAUGCUUGUCACAGUUGUAGCAGGGGUCCUCAUUGUGAAGAAAUAUGUCUGUGGUGGAAGGUUCCUGGUACACCGAUACUCUGUGCUACAGCAGCACGCAGAGGCUGACGGAGUGGAGGCUUUGGAUACGGCCUCCCACGCUAAAAGCGGUUAUCACGAUGAUUCAGAUGAGGACCUCCUGGAAUAGCUCUUCAGAGGAGCUGGGACUGAGUGUGCGUGGAGCCUCAGUGCCUCCUCCAUUCCCUGAGGCUCUGACUGGAGGAAAUAAAUCUCCCACUGCGCCGGCCCAGCUCUGUUUCUGCCGCUUCCAUCCAAGCCCAAAGGACCUACACUAAAGAAAGCAGGGUGGGGUGGGGGACCCUGACUGAUCGCACAGUUGCCUCUGAGAAGAGGGGGGACAUUUUAAAUUCUUUAACAUUUUUGUUUCAAUUUCUGUCUUUUGUAAAAGUACGGGCUUUAGGCUUCUCUUGGUUUGUUUUGUGUGUUAAGGGACAUGACUUGGGACUCAAAGGGAUUGCUUCACUGACCCCACUCUUGUGCAUUCCAUCUGGUGCCUGCCCCAGGGCAUUUGCCAACUCCACCAUCAACUCAACUCCCACAGCAUGGCUGGUGCUGUCCCUGGGCUCUGCUGGUCAUGCGAAGCAGCCUCAGAGAGGGAAACAGAGGGGCAGCAACUGGCACCGCCUGGCCAGCUUUUCUCCAUCCAUGGACAGCCCUGUUCAAAGAGCGCCUCGUCGGCCCUACUUCCUCAUCCCCAACCCCAACCAUGACUGUAGGGCACAGUGACUUUUCCUUUCUCGUUUAAUUAGGCAGUACCCUUGCUAAUUGCUCUUUGGCAACUAACUUAAUCAUGUGCUUCCAACACACUAAAUGGGGGAAACUUACAGGGCACUAUUUUUAACUUGUGGCAAGGAAGGAACAACAGAAAAUUGACUAGCUCUAAGACCUAUUAAAGACAAAACUGGCUGCUUCUGCACUCUUUCAAACUGUGCUUUGUGGUGUGCCAGGGGCUCUGCUAGAGGCUUGGCCUCAAAGCCUGCCCAGGCGCCACCAUCCCUUUCCUGGAGUUCAUUGUUCAGUGCACAAUGCAGCCACAGGACUGACAGUCCUAGGCUUCCAUUUUGUCCAUCACCCAUUGUAAAGGCUCAGUGUUGAACUACCGCUGCCGUGGCUGCUUACCGCCUCCUCUGAAGCUGCUACUGUUCACUAGAGCUAGGAAUGUUUUCAGGUUAACGGACUUUUUCAAACUCAAAGUUAUGUUACCAGAUGAUCCUCACCCUUCCCCUACUUUUGCUGAGGUAUUUGUUGUCCAGAACCCUUUGGCUCACCCCACUGAAGGCACAUUCUAGAUGAUACUGUAUGUGGUCGAUAGCAUUGCUUUCAUGUUUUAAAUUUAAGAAAUUUUCUGAUAUUUUUCCAAAUUAAAUAAGUUCUAGAAUGUGAUUGGCAGAUGUGGGGGCGGCCAUCUAUCUGGUAGUGGAAAGCUGUAGCAAUUCGUUUGAAUACAGCUUACAUGUUAACUGGACAGGAAGAUGGUACAGUAGGGUAGGUCUCUGUUCUCCCCACGCCUGCUGUGCUGAUCACAGUCCCUCCCAGUUACCACUAGGACAUUCUUUAGGAGAUCCAUUUUGCUGUCACUUCAUUCUGUGGCUAGAAAGUCAGUGGAAAGUAAAUGUGCCAAACUAACUUUUGUCAGAAUGCAUGAGCAGAUGGCUGAGUCCUCUCCUCCCCAGAAGGAACAAACAGCAUCAGGGAAAGAGGGGGAGGAAGAGGAGGGAGAGCCAGCGAGAUGCUGACUUGCAGCUAAAUGAUUCAUGGAAUGUCAGUUAGAAAACGAAGUUAGGGUCGUUUCUGGAAAGAGAAUAUCUGUUAGAGCCAGGAUGCUCUAGUCUUUUAGCUUGUUCAUUUUGUAAUGAUUCUAAAGUAAUUCCAAAGAUAUAGCCGCUCAUAAAUUAUCAAAGUUCUGUCCACCCUCACCUCCUGCCAAAGCGGAGAGAUCUAUUUCCACUACACGCUGUCUCUCCUAGCACAUCCCCAGGUUGGUGUGGGUAGAUAGACCAAUGUACAGUGAUCCUCCCUAGUGUCUGGAUGGACUUAACCCUCGUCCCUAACCAUCAAAGACUAGGGUGCUCUGCCUCGGGUGGUUUCUGGGAUUUCUGUAGAACUUGGCAGUUUCUGGAUCAUUUCUCUUCUGAGCACCGCACUAUUCUUGCCGUAGAUAGAGCUCAGGAGCCAAAGUUGAGUCAGCCACCCAGGGUCUUCAGAGCUCUGAACCGUAGUUGUUCAAGCCCCUGGGUCCUUGCAGCAGAGCUUCUCAUAGGCGACUUGCUGGGGCUGAGGACCCUCAGGCAUUUCCUGCAAAGCCAUUAUUUUGACACCUUUUUGUUUUCUUUUUGGAAAACAAAAUUUUAUUCCCCUGCUUCAUGGCCGAAAUAAAAAGUGAUGGUAAUGGGUGGGCACCCCCUCUCCCUUGGAUAGUCACUGUUGUGGAGCACAGGACCGGUCUCUGGAGGAGUCCUUCCUCUCUGCCCCUUUGCUCUGUAGUCUGUAGCUCGCUGGCUCUGCUGGCUUGGGUUCUGCUCCUACAAUGGCUCACAGAAGCAUUCACAUGUACAAAUGUGUAACCCCAGCCACUCUUUAAGCUGUUUGUUUGUUUGUUUGUUUGUUUGUUUGUUUGUUUGUUUUAAAGGUCUGCUGGAGUGUCACCAACAUCACUGGUGAGCAUUGUGGUGGCAGAUGGGGUUGAUUCUAGAGACUUGGGCAGUAGCAUUUAACAUUGUUAGGUAGCUCAGACAUAUCAGAGAAUCCAUAGUGGCCUGAGUUUUAAAUCCAAAACUUUUUAUUUUUAUUUUUUAUUUUUGCCAUGGCUGAGUGUGCCUGUGCUGUGAUUGAAUGGAACACUGCUUUGAGGCCCUGGAGAGUGCAACUGCAGGGUGGGCUAAGGAGCUGUCAGUCUUGACAACUGAGCCUCGGACCCGCAACCUCUGAGUCUACAUUCUGGCGUGCAGUCCCCUGCCUGCUCAUGCCUGGUCCCCUAGCCCUUCCUCUCUGGCAGUGUAGUAUUAUGGGCCAACCUCAGCUCCUUUGUUGGUCGGGCCUAUAAACCAUGGCUGGAUAUAACUAUACUGAACUGUCCCUUCAUCAGGAUGCUAGAUGCUGAGGGGUGCAGGGCCAUUCCAAUAAGCCCCAGAGUGAAAGGGCUGGCAUGGUGUCUCUCAUUUUAUUGCUCUGCAGGUAAACCAUAAAGGUAGAGUCCUCCAGUCCUCUGAAGAGCCCCACCACUAUGCACACUGGCAAAGGGCUCACCCGCUUGUCAGUACGGCCCUCUCAAUUCCAUAUUCAACAGGGAUGCAUCAGAUUGCUAACAUAGGGCAGGGCACACCUCUGUUUUCUAUCACCUUCCUAUCAGAGGGGAAAGUAACAUGAACUUUAAUGUCUUUCGGAAUAAAACCAAAGUUUUAAGAUUUGCCAUAUGAUGUAAUGACAGGGAAGCCCAGAGUCGGCAAGCAGGUGCCAGAUUUUCUGUCCCAUUGGCCAGUGCUUCACCAGGUGCGGGCUGCUAUGGGCUUGUUAAAACCACGGGUGCAGGUAGGGUUUUUUUGGUUCCAUGUGUUAUAACAAUAAGAAUUGGAGCAUUAACUUGAAAUUGUCUUCAAGGACUUGCUAUGUGCACUUUUUCACACCGGUACAUUCUCUGCAUCUGUUUAUAUGAAAUAACACAAGCUAAUCUGUACCUUUAUAUAUAUGUGUGUGUACAUAUAUACAUGUAUAGACUGUAUAGUGUACAUGUUAAUGAAUUAUCAGUAUGCCCCGAAUUUCUAGUGCAGUUCUCAUCCUCCGCAUGCCCUCAGCUGUAGUCAGGGGACUUCUUGUCCCCUGGUGGCUCUGCUGAGUCCCUGUGUUUGAGCCUCCAGGGAAAAGGGUUUGGGCUGCAUUCUCCUUACCCCAUGCACAGAAACGCUCAGGGUCCCCACUUGCCUGUUGUCCUCCCCUCUUGUCUUUUGUUCCCUUUCUGAGCAUGUGGCCCCUCCCCGGCUGUGAGGGGCAGCUGCCUUCCUGGGAAAGCAUAAAGCAGGAUCAAGACCACCACUGCAUGUGUACUGAAAACUUCAGACUUCUGCCCGCUUGGGACAGAACAUUGCAUGUGAGGUGGGGUUCUCAAGUUUCAAAGACCUGUGUCAAUUAUACAGCAAAACCAGACCCCAUAAUGACAUCCCAUAAAAUGGAAAUAAAAUGCAAAAUCUCUUUAGCAUUGUGUAAAUAAAUCUGGAUGUGUUUAACUUUGUACUGGUAAUUUUCUGUAUAUUUGCAAUAUUUGGGUUAGAAAUAAAAACAGCCUGGACUUUGGUACCUAACCUAC
Messenger RNA from Arvicanthis niloticus (Nile rat), 6783 nucleotides. RefSeq names its product sortilin 1 (gene Sort1). Gene Ontology annotation, cellular component: membrane; Golgi apparatus. NCBI's taxonomy places the organism in Eukaryota, Metazoa, Chordata, Mammalia, Rodentia, Muridae. The record is from RefSeq and is a predicted model, not a curated record. Gene Ontology annotation, molecular function: protein binding. Gene Ontology annotation, biological process: Golgi to endosome transport; endocytosis; vesicle organization.